Molecule: messenger RNA, 2464 nt
Organism: Scophthalmus maximus (turbot)
Lineage: Eukaryota; Metazoa; Chordata; Actinopteri; Pleuronectiformes; Scophthalmidae
Product: protocadherin alpha-8-like
Exons: 1
Coding region: 95-2464 (789 amino acids)
Biological process (GO): homophilic cell-cell adhesion
Cellular component (GO): plasma membrane
Molecular function (GO): calcium ion binding
Source: RefSeq, a predicted model, not a curated record
UGUGAGAACGGGAGUCGAAUGAGACCGUGGUGGUCGAGCAUAAAUGACUGAUCGUCCGAGCAAAAGAGUCCCGUGUUGACGUUGUUGGAUAACGAUGAGGAACAAAGGGAGAUCGAGUGAUUAUUGUCGGUUGGCCUUUAAAUUGUGUUUGCUGGGGGUUUUCGGACGGCAGGCUCUGGCCGAACUGAGGUACUCUGUUCCCGAGGAGGUGACAGAGGGAACCGUUGUUGGGAAUGUUGCCAAGGAUCUUGGUCUGGACAGAACGUCUCUGGCUGAUCGACGUUUCCGUGUCGUGUCUGGAUCUAAGGAUACGUUUUUUGAGGUAAACCCGGACAGCGGUGCUUUACAGGUCCAGAAGAAGAUCGACAGGGAGGAGCUCUGUCGCGGCAGCGGUGACUGCCGAAUGGAGCUGAAAAUCUUAGUCGAAAAUCCUUUGGAAAUGCACCAUGUCGUUAUAGAAAUUACGGAUGUGAAUGAUAACGCACCGAGGUUUUCUGAAAAGAUUCAGACAUUUGAAAUUGGAGAGCAAUCAUCUCCGGGAACGAGAUUCGAACUCCACGCGGCCCGUGAUCCGGAUGCUGGAAUAAAUUCCAUCCGCACAUAUACAUUAACAUCGAAUGAGCACUUUGAAAUAGAAAUCAGUCAAAGCGAUGAGGAUAAAAUACCAUUUUUAGUGCUGAAGAAGUCGUUAGACAGAGAACAAAAGGAUAAACACUUGUUAAAUGUAACAGCAGUUGACGGAGGUAAACCUCCGAGAUCAGGAACACUGAAUGUCUCCAUCAUCGUUCUUGAUAGUAAUGACAAUCGUCCGAUGUUCAGUCAGGAUACGUAUCAAAUAGAAAUAUAUGAAAACGCUCAAAUUGACGCUGCGGUGACAAAAGUGAAUGCAACAGAUCCAGACGAAGGGACAAAUGGGGAGAUAGAGUACAGCUUCAGCAAAACGUUAGCACGUAAAGUCUACGAGGUGUUUGAAUUGGAUCGUUUAAGCGGACAAAUUAAAUUGAAGGGGCAAUUGGAUUUUGAGGAAUCGGAGAAUUAUAAACUCGAAGUCCAGGCAUCUGAUAAAGGAACACCUCCAUUAACUGGGAGGUGUAGAGUCAUUGUAAAGAUUAAAGACGUCAACGAUAAUCCGCCAGAAAUCGAAGUCACAUCACUGUCAAACACAGUAUCUGAAGACUCAAAGCCUGGCACCGUCAUUUCACUUCUUAGUGUGACGGACAAAGACUCUGGCGUUAAUGGUAAAGUUAUUUUACGCAUAAUUGAUGGCGUGCCUUUUGAGUUAAAGCCCUCCUAUAAGGAAAACAUAUAUUCAAUUGUCACUAAAGAAUUGUUGGAUCGUGAGCACGUGCCAUAUUAUGAUAUAGUAAUAAAAGCCACCGACUGUGGUGAACCUCCGUUAUCUACUUUUAAAACUCUCAGCAUUCAGAUAUCAGACGUAAAUGACAACAGUCCACAUUUUGACCAAAACCCAUUACAGUUUUAUUUGUCAGAAAAUAAUGUUGCUGGAAAGUCGAUAUUCUCUGUGAGAGCAACGGACAGUGAUUCGAAUGACAAUGCAGCGAUUUCAUAUCAUAUUGUGAGAGGAGGGAGCGAAUAUGACGUCAUUUCCUCUUUCUUAAAUAUCAAUUCGGACAGUGGACACAUUUCAGCGUUGAAAAGUUUUGACUUUGAGACACUGAAAACUUUCCACUUCCACGUUGUUGCGUCAGAUUCCGGAACUCCGUCACUGAGCAGCAACGUCACAGUGAACGUGUUCAUUCUGGAUCAGAACGACAACGCUCCAGUCAUCCUGUAUCCAGUCAGCUCCAACGGUUCUGCUGAAGGUGUGGAGGAGAUUCCCCGCAACGUGAACGCAGGACACUUGGUGACUAAAGUCAGAGCCUAUGACGCUGAUAUAGGAUAUAACGGCUGGUUACUGUUCUCACUGCAGGAAGUGACUGACCACAGUCUCUUUGGUUUGGACCGCUACACAGGACAGAUCAGAACACUUCGCUCAUUCACAGAGACAGACGAGGCUGAGCACAAACUGAUCAUACUGGUGAAAGACAACGGGAACGUUUCUCUCUCAGCAACAGCUACUGUGAUUGUCAAACUCGUGGAGCCCAAAGAGGCUUUUGCAGCUUCUGAUGUUAAGAGUUCAACAAAAGCAGAUGAGGACAACAAUGUGACUUUUUACCUGAUGAUAACUUUGGGCUCAGUUUCAGCACUUUUCCUCAUCAGCAUCGUCGUGUUGAUUUCAAUGCAGUGCUCAAAAUCAUCCCCAGACUAUACUUCUAAAUAUCUACAAGAGACUAAUUAUGAUGGGACACUGUGUCACAGCAUCCAGUACAGAUCUGGAGACAAACGCUACAUGUUAGUUGGACCCAGGAUGAGUAUAGGAUCUACUAUAGUCCCAGGAAGUCAUGCGAACACUCUGAUGCUCCCUGACAGGAGGAGGACAUCUGAGGAGGUAAGACUUAAAUAA